AUGAGAAGUCUUUUCCCAUUGCUCGUUCUGCAGAUGUGGAAUGUGACAGUUGGCGGCGAUGCUACCGCACAGGGUAACCGCACAAUUACGCCAUUCAUUGAAUUUUGAGUGUCUCAAAAUUACGGUCAGCGGUUAAUUUGUUUUCUUUGCGAUUAAAGGAAACUUGCUACGUUUAACUUUUUUUUUAAGACUAACGGUUAAUAUUCCUUAACUUUUUAUCUAACGGCUAUAACUUUUUUUUUUGCUGUUUUACGGCUGACGGUUAGCCCUAAGGAGACCUUCAAUUUUAUUUAGACACCGAGGGUGGCAUUUUGUAAAAGGCAAAAUAUCGCAAUAACAAUGACAAUGACAAAGUGCUACAACAGCAACAGCAAGAGUGACAGUGACCGUAGCGAUAAGAAUGACAAGUGCUUAAAAUUUGCUCAGAAAGUCGCCAUCGAAGUCAAAAGUCGCGUAGUUGCACUUCGUAGUCUUCGUUUCUCUCUUUAUAUACAGGCCUUAACGCUCUAGGGAUCUUAAUAUGCUCUGUCAUUUUAGGCUUUUUCAUAAGACAAAACCACAUUAUUCAUUGUUUAAUCAGUGAGCUCUGAUUUACAGAUAUUAUUAUACCAUUUAAGUCAGUAUUUGUUUGUUAUUUUGUUGCCAGACUGUGGUUCAGUGGUGAAUAACACUUUGAAAAGUCCAAAUUAUCCUGAAGGCUAUCCAGACAAUAUGGAGUGUGAAUUUAAAGUUCCUAUUCCAUCUGGAUUUAGAUUGAAAAUCACGUUUGAGUACAUGAGGUUGCCUGAUCUAAGGAAUUAUUAUCAGUGCGUGUAAGUGAGGAAUGACUGUUAUCCUUUAUGGGUAUUUUAAGUUAGAAGAAAGAACGAAUGUUGGGUUCGAGCUUGAUUUUAACAGUGGCAAACAGUAAAGAUGAGUUAUGUUCAUUUACAUAUUCACUUUUCUUCUGAUCCUUCAAUCAGCUGCGAGAUAAAAUUACGAAAAUUUAUUUUAUUACAAACUGACGAGGGCAGGCAGCAAAAAGGUACCUCACUUCCUUAAACGUGCUGUUUUAACUUUUAUCUUGGCAAAUUAUCUAAAGCCGUUCAAGCAAAAUUCCUGUCUAUUCCCAUUUGCUUUCCUGUAAUCUUAUCGUCUAGCUCCUCCAAAAUUCUUCCGAUCUAUUCAUCCAGGUUGAAAAAAUCUACACGAGUUCAGUUGAUUUUGAUUCUUCCGUCACAAAUUGUUCGAGUCCAAAGUAAUUGAUCGUGGACUCAAAAACGCGCAAGUGAAGCAAACUUUCGAAUAUGACUUGUAGAAAUAUAUCCACCCAUCCCCGAACUAUUAUUUCAAUGCAGUGAUGUAUGUUAUUUUAGAUUUAUUUUUUACUUCUUUUCCAAAGGGGUGACUAUUUGACGUUCCGUGACGACAGAAAACAAAGGUUUGGGAGAUACUGUGGUUCAACGAAUGGCAAAACUAUUUUGAUGACUGGAAACUACACGUUGAUAAACUUUCAUUCUGGAAAUAGUUCUAACAUGAAAAGGAUAGGAUUCGUGUUACGCUUUGAAGCUGUUGAUCAACCCGGUAAUGUAUCUCAAUUUCCAGUCUCCCAGAAUAUAGUUCAGUUUAAAAGGAAAGCAAAGAAUUCUCUUCAAAUAUAGCGCCCGGAAAUUGAUUAUUCGCGAGCGAAGAUCUCAACGAUUAAUCUCAUCUGUUAGAAUAAUUGCCUUGUGGUAAACAUUAUCUAAAUCCCGUCAAUGAAUUGGGAUUUGUGUGAUGAUCAACGAUGAUCGUUUGCAUUACUUUUACACAGUAUUAUUUAGUACGAGUUGCUUUUUUCUCGGUGUAAACCAUGAUUGGUACAGUUUCCGCUAAAGACUGAACAAUCGUAAACUUGACUUGUUUUACUUUUGUUAGUUCAACCAAGUAUCUGCCCGAUUGGUUGGUAUCACCAAUAUGGUUCAUCCUGCUAUAAAUUCAGUUUUGAGUCUCUGAAUUGGGAUCAAGCUAGCAGACACUGUCAAAGUCUCGGAGGAUAUUUGGUGAAGAUCGAUGAUGACAAAGAGCAGUCUUCUAUUACGAAUAAAAUAAAAGAAAUGCGACUCGCAAAGGUUAGUGAUUUAAAGAGGAAUGACGAAAACGUGUCCAUACUAGUCGCUAGGUACAUUCAUCUCCCAAAUCAUUAAAAGCAACAUGCGACAGUCUGCGGCCUUUUCCCACAUCUAGGCAGUUUGGAAAGCUGCAAAAAAUCUGGAAAAAAUGUCUUUCAAAUCGGUAUCGACAAACGCUUUUUAUUAUAUAGAUACCGAUGAAAUACCAGGAUUUCUCCUUUUACUGAAAAAUCGCAUCUUCAUCGCCCGCAGUGAAGAUACUAUUUUUAUCUUUCACGUUUGAGGAUAUUGGUGUCGACAUGGUUACUAAUAUGAUUAGCCAGUUACAAAAGAGCUUCCCGUUCAGGAGCGCGGCCGGUUCUUUUGAAAUUUCAUUCACAAAAUGGCUUCGAGGUGCGAAGACAGUACGGUAACCAGUGACUUUGUCGAUGAGCUGCCAAAUUUGCACAUCGAUCCUUUUUCCGAGUUUGAAGAACAUUCAGGAAGAUUUGCCGAAGUCUCGGAAAGUGAUGUUGAAAAAUUCAUAGAAGGGGAAGAAAAUGCAAACACUAAAAGUAAGACAUUCUACGACUUAAGAUUAUGUCUCCUUUAUAACUCUCUAUCCGAGUUUUAUAACAUUUUUGUGACAGGCAUUUUGCAGUAGGUGGUGGUACUCAACCAAAAUAUGAGUUCAGCAGUGCUAAUUUAUUGUUUUUAUCAUCUAAAGUUAAUAUAAACAUAAUUCUAAGACCCAAAGAGGUGAAGCCCUAUACGUCUUCAAAGUGAUCAUUAUUGAUGUAUUCAUCGGAUUUUUCAGUGACAAUCUCUUACUUUAGGCUUUUUGGAUUGGACUACACGAUCCUGAUAAGGAUAAUAACUACAAAUGGGUGUAUGACGAUACUCCUCCUCAUUACUUCAACUGGAAUAGGAACAAGCCUAAUAAGAAAGCGGUAUGAGGCGAACAUUCUUUCGUUUUUGUCAUAUAGUUGUUUAGUUUGGGGCAAAACUUGCUACCAUAUCUUUAGACCCCUUCAUAUUUUUAUGUGCGUACAUACUUGUCUUUGGUUUUCAUCAUAUCCAACUUUAAGCCUUUGGUUCAUGAACAAGUUCAAAUUUGGAAAAUUUCCCAUCAUCUUCGACACACUUUUAGAUAAAAUCCCAUGGAAGCACAAUGUUUUUAAAACAGAUCUGCCUGUUACCAAAUUAUGGAAAAUUUAUGUUCGAUAUAAUGGGCUGAAAUUGUAGAAUGAGAUCGACUAAAUAUUCAAAUUCUCACGGCUUCUUCAUUCAAAAAAUAAGUAACUAUUGUAUUUUACUAAUUUCUAUCAAGGGAAAAGCACCAUUAUUUUCUCUAGUUUCUAUUAUUUUUUAAUUUAUUGGUACAAAUCGCUACUUCAUAUUGUUAUUCAUUCAAUCAUUUGUUUAUCUAUUUGAUAAUGUAUUUGUUAUACUCAUCUUAUUAUUUCCUAAUUUGUAAUGUGUUUGAGUUAUCUUUAAAUCGUGUGUUUGUACUGUGAGUAGAAGUCUAAUAAAGAUAAAAGCAUAAAUGACUUAGCUCAUUACCCCCAUGAAUGAUGGUCACCGAACCGGUUUAACCCUUAAGUUAUUUUCGGUGAGCAGCUACUUUCUGUAAUUUACACUUCGAUAAAUAAGAUGAUUUUUAAUUGUAAUUGUACAGUCCGACUGUGCAUUUGCCUAUGGAAUUUGGUAUGACUUGAAUGACGCACCCUUUCCAGCUGGGAAAUGGAAUGACGUACCGUGUGGUAUCAAGGCGUUCUCCAUUUGCGAGAAAAACGGUAAGUGGAUCACUGACCAGUUAAUUGAACGUAUUUACAUAACUUCACAGCCAAAUUGGUUAUCACAACAAGAGACGGCAACGUGAAUGCCCAAAUCAGUCCUGUUGGAUUUAAACUCUUUUCUACGUUAAUUUUUUUUCUUUUGUUCCAAUAUAUUUACAUUGCUGCUCAGCAUAAUGUUAAGGUAACUUCGUUUCUUUUGUUGCUGCUGUUGUUGUUUUAUUCAGCCGACUGUGGUUCAGUGGUGAAUAAUACUUUGAAAAGUCCAAACUAUCCUGAAGGCUAUCCACACAAAAUGGAGUGCAAUUAUUCAGUUCCUAUUCCAGCUGGCACGAGAAUGAAAAUAAAGUUUCAAUACUUUAAGAUGCCUGACCCAUAUCCUGUUGGUAAUGAGGUGCAGUGCUUGUGAGUAAGGAUUGAUUAUAAACCCAUAUGCUUAAAGCAGGCGGAAUAACAUAAUUAGGUCCUAUAGAACCCCACCAAUCACCAUACCCCGGCGCUCCCUCUUUCAUUACCUCUAAAAAGAAUGUUUUUUCCAAUAGAGGAAAGAUCGAUCGUAGUAGUUGUGUACAGAAUUGAAUACCUGUUUUGCCUUUUACCGAGUAAUUUUAUCCAUGACUUUCCCUUAGUUACAGUGCAGCAUGAUCUCUCACUUCAAUGCUUUUUAGGGGGAAGAGGGACUUUUAUUUCAGUCAAUUUUUUCUUUAUUUCCUGAAGAAAAGGGUUGUAUAGGAAUUUGCUUUCGAAAAGUCUAGUAGAUGAUGUUUUUAGUUUCAGAUCAUUUUUCCCUUCAGUAUUAGAAUUAUUAUUAUAUUUUGUAUUAAAAGAGACGACCAUCUGACGUUUCGGAACGAACAGCACCAAUAUUUUGGAAGUUAUUGUGGCAAAGCGACUGGAGAAACCAUUUUUGUAACUGGAAAUAGCGUGGUAAUAAAAUUUGAGUCUCGUGAUAAUUUUACCAGCCCGGACAGGGGAUUCUCUUUGUAUUUCGAAGCUGCUGAUCUACCUGGUAAGACAAAAUGAUAGAAAUUUAGAGAUAAAUGAAGGUAGAAAGUUUCUAAAGAAAUUGUGGUACCGCGUCGUUGAGCGGUAUCACAAGAUAAUUUGGUUUUACCAAUUGAGAUUGACAUCUUGCGCGUGAAACUGAGGAAGCUCGAAUCACGUCAUCAGCCCGAUAGUGUGAAUAUUUGUUAUAUGGAGAAUAAUACAUGAGCGCGCGUAAAUUUCAAAUUACUCUUCGAGUGUUCAACUCGAUAGCUCUAGUUGAACACGAGAAGAGAAAUUCCAUAUCUAGAAGCAAUCAGGUAUUAUUUUGUUCAUCAUAUAAAUACAGUAGCCCUCUACUGACAAGAAAAGCCAACUGAAAUAAUGAAUGAAAAUAAAGGCAACGACAAUUCCCGAAAAAAAAAUCACACAGUGGGCUGUCGCCAAGGAGGAAGAUGCAAAAAUGCGUUGAAUCAUGAUUACAAAAACAAUUAUGGGUGUAAUUUUCAAUUUACAAAAUUCUUAUUCAUCGACUUCUUCCUUACCGACAGAAGAAAUCUUUCAGGUAAACGGCCAAAUCAGGCUGUGGCAAGUCUUCCAGUUGUCGAUUUUUUUGUUCUCAGCCUCGAGAAAUGCCAUUACCAAAGCCACUGGAAACGUAACUUUCGGUUUUUCUUUUGGUAUACUGGUUUUCUUUCCCUCUUAGGAAAGUGAUACGGUGUCUGUAAGUGAUAUGGAUUUUUCAGUGUUUUAGCUGCCAUAAUCCGAGAAAAGUUCGACAAACUACCUUGGAUUGAGAAUGGUGAAAGCUUUACCGUUCAUUAAUCAACCUGACCGAGUGCACUAAAGGCGAGUGACGUGUCAGCAGCUGGUUGGCGAUAUCAAAUACUCGUGAAAAAAUAUCUUAUUUUUUCACGUGUGUUGUGGCGGCUUCUCUCAGGGCUGGAAAUCAUUUUAUAACACUAUAGUUUAUAUGAUCAAAGAAAUUUCGCCUUGGCUGACUAUGUGUUUCGUUUUCGUUAGUUCAACCGAGAACCUGUCCAUCCGGAUGGUAUUAUCAAUAUGGAUCAUCUUGCUACAAAUUUAGCUCUGAAAUGGUCUCUUGGUAUGAAGCAGUGAGGCGAUGUAAAAGUCUUGGAGGAUUUUUGGUGAAAAUAGGUGAUGCCGAUGAACAAAGUUUCUUAACGGAUAGAAUCAACAUCAGUAGAAAAAUAAAGGUCUGUUUACAACUACCAGAGUACCAUUUCACGAUGUCAUUUACUCUAUGGCAAUGGUCUGAUUCAAGCAAUAAUUCCAACUUCAUCUCAAAUAACGAAGAUGUUAUUUUUGGUCUACUCACGAUAAACAACAUAAUAAAAAUGUAAAAUACAUUAAACUUUCCUUUCAGAAUUGCUCAUCAGUGAAUUAUUAUCGAUUUUAUCUACAAAAGAUAAAGUUCAAAUAUAAAAUCAAUAAGCUUGAUUAAGUUUUUGAUUGCCGAGCUCCUCUUUCUACUAUUAGUCAAAAUAAUAUCAAUACUGCAAUCUGCAAUUUGUAAAUUAUGCGAAAUUGUUAAGAAAGAAUUGGUUCAUGCUUAGCGUGUGUAUAUCGAGUUAUGGAUGCGCGUGGGAAAUUUGGAGAGCACGAGAGAAGCAUAAAAGUUACCCGAGGCGAAGCCGAGAGCAACUCUAGCUUCUUGAGUGUUAUGGAUGCACGGCCAUGCAUACCAAAGGAUUUCUGCCAUGCUAGCUUCUAAAGGAAUUAGGUAGGACUUGCGCACGAGAUGUGAUAUAAAAUAAUUUUUACCAUAGUAGCUCCGAAGGAAUAUUACGUUACUUAUGUUAUUUCAUUAUCAACAUUUAGAAAUGUUAAGACCUAAACAUUGUGAUUGUGUUGUUGCAAUAUUAAAUUCUUUUCUUGUCUAAAGGCACUUUGGAUUGGACUUCAUGAUCUUGAUGAUGAAAAUGACUUCAAAUGGGAGCAUGAUAAUACACCUGCCAACUUCUCUCACUGGAAUAAGGGUGAACCUGAUAAUUCUGGUGAUGGGGAAGACUGUGUUGCAGUCUCUGGGAUUUUCUUGUACAUGUACAGUCAACUAUACCCUCCUGGCCGAUGGAAUGAUAUGGACUGUGACAAGAGUGCCCCUUACAUUUGCGAGAAAAAUAUUAAGCGUAAGUAAGCCCACUUUGUCGAGUCUUCAAAGCAUAUUUUCUCUAAAAUGUAUCUUUGUGGUAUCCUGCCUUAGAGAUGACAUUUUGCACGGAAAAAAUGCGCCUCAUCCAAUAUGUAGGGAAUAAAUUUAAUAUUUCUGACGUUCAUAAGGUUGGAGCAAAGAGAGUCGCUUAAACUUUUGAAACGGAAAUGGCUGAAAAUGAACACAGGUAUAACAGUAAUUCUGCUUUACGAAGUUUCAAACAAAUAUAUGUUAUUUACCGGCUAAGGGUCGGUCCGUAUGGUGAAAAACUGUGACCGAGGUCUUGAAAAUACUGCCCGAGGCUGUAGGCCGAGAGCAACAUUUUCAAGAACGAGGUCACAGUUUUUCACCAUACGGACCGACCCUUAGCCGGUAAAUAACAUGUUUAUUUCUUUUAAGAUCUUCCAUAAACUGAACAAUUUUUGAGCGAGUAACUGAUUAAAAUAGAGGUAAUGCAAAUUAAAGAGAGAUGCCUCACCGAAACAUUUUCAUUUCCGCAACGAUAAAGGUGAUUUAAAAGGCUUCUUAACAAACUUUGAAACAUUAUUUUUACAAGUAUCUUUCACAAUCUGACACCUGUCAAUUAGAGAGCGCGUAAGAAAAAAAAAGCGCAAGUAGAUUUGAAAAACAACGGAGCUAGUUUGGCAAGGACUGUGACGACAAAGUUUUCUUCAAAAACAGUCAAUGAUCUGACGGAAAGUAUCAUUCACUUUGAUCGACGAUCCAUUCAUGUUCGAAGAUUUACGUCUGUUCAUUAAGGAAACGGCGAGGAAAAUAAUUAUGAGUAAAUUCAAACUUUUUAAUUUGAAGUUAUGAGAUUUUGCUCGUUUGUUUGCUGCAAUGGCGUGUGUAAAUCUGGUCUUUCGUCCACAAAAACUAAAUUCGAAUGGCACACUCCAACGAGACACAAGGGGAUUUAAUGCAGCCUUUUCUCAAUAAAUUCCUUCAGUUUCUGUUGUGCAAUUUACGGUACAAAUGUCCAAAUUGAAAGGACUUGGAAAGACCCACCGGGAGCGUAUAUUUCUUGUAGAACUGAAAUUAAAACUUCUCUCGCUACGAAAAAUUUGUUUGAGAAAAUUCAGAUAUUAAAUGAAUGAAAAUUCCAUCGUUCAGUUUAAUGUAACCAAAUACCUCACGUUUUAACUUUCUAGGUAUUUUUUGUGAUCGAUUAAAAUUAACUGCAGACGGUUUAUAGGCCGCUUGUCAACCAACGUAAUGACGCUAUUGCUUACACAAAUUCAUUCUGAAACCAGUCAACCAAAGUGAUUUGAGAGAGAGAAAAGAGAGGAUUCAUAAGUUAUUUAUCGGCUUGAGGUAGUGGCCGACGUGCUUGCUUAAAAAUACCGCCCAGCCGGAAAAACGAGAUAUAUUUAUGAAAAAUGGUAACGAAAGUUGGGAUUUACUCGGCAACUCACGAAAGCGUUACCGUGGCCCGUGGGCAGAGAUAGGAAAAUACUGACCGGGUAAAGAACCAAUCAGAUUGCAGGAUUUGUUACCGUGCCCUCUGAGAAAAAAAUAAAUGGGAUUACUUUUGGUAACUAAAGUGACUUAACCACAGAUAUGAUUCGUUUUUUGUAUUUUCGUGUAAAUGAUAGAGGAAAAACCUGGCCUCAGCUGGAUAAUUUUUUCUAAAUAUCUACUUACUAUGAUUACGUGUUUUAAACGCUUCUUUGAUUAUUUAGAUUUUACUUUUUCCAGCAGCAACAGUCGCAGCACCGGAUAUCAUUGCCAAAACACCUACCCUUGCAAUCAAAACGCAGAAAAACGAGGCCAUGAGUUCUGUAGCCCUUAUUUACAGCUUAGCUGGUGCUACCUUUGUAGUGAUACUCGUGCUGUGCUGCAUUAUGGGACUUCGGUGCUACAAAAGCAAAAGACACGCUAGGUUAAAAAGGUGAUGUUCACAAGCCCAAGAUAGUUAUUAUGGUAAACAAGCACAAUUCAAUCACGGCUUAUGUAGAUUUCUGUAAGCUCCCUCUGCAUGGUGUAUAUGCAUGUCAAAAACAACAACAGAACGAUCGUUUGGUCGGGUGACCUUAACGUUAGUAUCUUCAAACAGAUGACGCUUGCUUCCGAUCCACAAGCUGAGUCAAUUAUUCUGCAGUUCUUUAGCUUUAGGUUUCUCAAUCUGUUAGUUCUGAAAGCGCCACUUACCCAAAAACUUUUCUAUCAACAAAGUAAAUCUUAUUGUCCCACGAAUAAAAAAAAUCGAAAAAAAUUAAUUUAGCAACUAUUUUGGUUAUUUUAUUAUUAUUUUUAUUAUUAUUAUUAUUAUUAUUGUUAUUAUUAUUAUUUUUGAGCUUCCCAAGAUCCCGAAAUUGGCGUCUUUCAAGUUCACGACCGAGAAGUAGGGGGAAUGGGGCGGGUUGGCUCAUGACAUCAUCCCGGAAAUUACUCAUAUCAUUUAGCGAGAAAGCAGUCACACUGCAGCCUAGGAGAGAACUACAGAAUUAUGCUCGGAAGAUGUGUUGUUGUUGCUCUGAUGAGGAUAUCUUCUAAAGACUUUCCUUAAAUAUUGCUCUUGAGCGCGGUUGGUUUUGAAUAUGGUGCCAAAUCAGAAGGGAAGAAGGUUAACUGUAAUUCUUGUCUUAAUGAUGAAAAAGCUAUCAGUUAUUAAGUCAUUUAACAUUCUCUCGCUGAAUCCAAAUUUGUGUUGUCAACAGACAUGUUCAGCGUCCUUUCCGCGAGAUUAUUCCUCUUGACAAGUGGGAAAUUCUUCCCAAGCAGGUGCAUUAUGAGGAGGAACUGGGCCGAGGUGCAUUUGGUGUGGUUUACAAAGCAACUCUUACGAGAAGAGCUGGAAUAGAAGUGUUUGAAACAAGAGAGAGACUAAAGCCAGAAAAACAAUGUCAAGUUGUUGCGGUAAAAGUAUUGCAGGGUGAGUAGAAAUAGCGCCUAAAUACCGUCAAAAUGAAAUUUUUAAUCGCUAAGAAAAGGAUCUGCCGUUGCAUGGAAUCAUAAGUCGACUGGUAACAUCUUGCAAGCUCUCCUUUUAACAUAUCAAGCCAGAAGGGGCUAGUUCACGACUUGCACAUGCGCUGUAAUAAUCGAGAUGGCUGUUACUCUCGUCGGGUUUCAAGCAUCCUAUUCAAUCCAGGGGCUGUUGCGAACGCCAAAAGGUCUAAGACUGGACUCAACAAACGCUGAAAGCAUCAAUACCAUCUAUCCACAGGUGAUCCAAGCGAUGAGCAAAGAGAAGCUUUCCUUCAUGAAAUAUUACAAAUGAAGCUGUUGGGUUCACAUCAGAAUAUCGUGUCUUUGGUCGGAUGCUGCACACUGCAGGACACCAAGUUUCUGGUGAUAGAGUAUGUUCCGUAUGGUGAUCUGUUACAAUGGUUACGGCAAAAGAGGCGAUCGGUAAGGGGAGAGAGAUUUUCCUGAGCAAGGCUAAAUUUUUGUAUUUCGAUGUUAGUGAGAAAGGAAGAGGCUUAAUCAUUGGCCUUGUAUUACGUUUCGCUAGAUUCUGGAUAAAACAAAUAACAACUUUAUCUUCUACCCUUAUUCUGUAUAUACAUAUCUGUGGUAAAUAUUAUGCCUAUUACGCUUCAGGUAAAUAAAAAUCAAGCCCUCAGAGGAAAGGAGGCGGAAAAGUUUUAUGAAGAUAGAGACACUCCGAUUGAUGAGUUGAAAAGAUGCGAACCUAGUCGAGUAAGUAUUUUUGUGCUAUUUCGGUAGUUUAGGCUAUGGGGAAGGCUUUGCCAAGCAAGUCGCGAUUGACCGUAUUUAUAUUAGUAUUCAUUAUUCCGUCCAUUGAAUUGAAACUCGAAAGUAAAGUGUACUGUUGCCUAAAAAUAUUAUUCCUCUAAGAAAUAAAAUGCAGUCAAGCUAAACGGAAUCAGAGACCCCUCCCCUCACCCCCGAAAAAAAAGGAGAAAAAUGAGGUACUAUUUUGCUUGAGAGGGAAGCUAGGCUCCUUGAGGCCCUUCAGGAAAACUACUCCACCUCCACAAGCGCAGUUGUAAAAAGAAGAUUAAGGCAGAUAACUCGGCGACUUGACGCAAUUUCUGUCGCUUUGCAUGGACUAUGCGGGACGGAAAAGUGCUUUGUGAACAGCGAAUGUCUUUUUCGGAUUUUAUUUGUCAAAAUAAAGUUCGACGGAUAUCAAGCAUUCAUAAUUAUCUCCCUUCCAUGCAAGCCAUCCCACCAUGAAUCUUGAUCUAAAAGUGAACAUUAAUCUAUUACUUUAAUUCAUUCCUUUAUCACCCAGAAAAGUUGUGACAGUGCUGUAAAUCAGGAAAAUAUAGAAUUGAUGUCAAUGCCAUCCAGUCCAGGUUACUAUAACCACGCUGCUGUCAUUUCGCUGUCUACGGUGAAUCUUCAUGAGAGUAACCUUGAUGGCGUAAAUGAUAAUGAUGACGUCAGUGUUGAUGGUUUCUCUGCUCAACAGCUGUUUUCAUUUGCUUGGCAAGUAGCAAGAGGAAUGGUAAGUAAAUGAAUUAAAUCAGAAGUGGCUGUGGGCUUACCUUCGAAAAAACCUUACGCAGAAACCAUACCUGAAGAUCAUUCUCGACAUUAUUUUAUGUCGUCUUCAGUUACACCUCUUUAAGCAUUUUUUUUUUCAUUAUUUUUUCCCAGAAUCACCUUGCCGAAAAUGAUUUCGUUCAUCGUGACCUUGCAGCUCGGAACAUCCUUGUUGGUCAAGACGGAGGAGUGAAGGUGUCAGACUUUGGUUUGAUGCGCCAAGUGUACGAAGACGUGUACAGCAUAAAAAAAGCUAAAAAGCUGCCAGUUAAAUGGAUGGCACCAGAGAGCAUCUUCGAGGGUGUUUUCACUAUCAAGAGUGACGUGUAAGUAGACUGGAGCUGCUACUGAGUGUAGUAUUUCUGUUUCAGCAAAUUUUCUCUUUUGUUUGUUUACAACUUGUUUUUUUCAGUCUUGCUCAGAGAUGCCGCAAAUCUCAAUUUAAUAGUUAAUGUUUAAAAUUUCUCGCAGUUGGUCUUAUGGAAUUUUUCUCUGGGAAAUGGCUACCAUGGGUAGGUUAAAAAGCUUCUCUUGAUAGAUAUCUAUUGUUUUUAUCAUUAACGUUUUUCAUAUUGUUAGAGUUAUUUGUUCGUCGUUGCAUUCAUACUUCUUCCUCUGUUGUAAUCAAGGUGGUGUUCCAUACCCUACGUUUACCAAUACAGAGCUCUGUAAACUUCUAAAGAAUGGUUAUCGCAUGGAAAAACCUGAUAUGUGCUGCCAUGAAGUGUGAGUAGAAUUUUGUUUUGAAAUAAUUGUCACCCUACCGUUUUAUUCUAAUUGCUAACAAAUUUUGCUUUUUUGACUGGAUUUCACCGCAAACUCUAAUAAAAAUGUACUAUCCCUCUUCAUACUUGAAAGAUAUGAAAUGAUGACGUUAUGCUGGGAGAACGAUCCUACAACUCGCCCCAGUUUCUCGGAGUUGAUUGACCGACUGGAGGCUAUUAUGACGAGGGAUGUAACAUACUGCGAUCUGUCAAACUGCGAUGAGUCGAGUCCAUACUAUAACAUACAGGACAUGGUUGACGAAGAAAGCGGAUGA
Messenger RNA from Pocillopora meandrina, 12519 nucleotides. The record is from the annotation of a GenBank genome assembly. Lineage: Eukaryota; Metazoa; Cnidaria; Anthozoa; Scleractinia; Pocilloporidae.